AAACUACUGUUAUAUGGGAGGUAGGCGUGGUUAUUGUCCGAUAUUGUGUAUUUUCGAUACCAUUCGCCCCACGCAUAAAAGAACUACGCAUACCAAGUUUCAUUCAGAUAACUCCAUUUUUACUCGAGUUAUCGUGUGCACAGACGGACAGUCACCGCUUAAUCGAUUUCAAUGCGUCGGCACGCAAGCGAGAUUUCCUAACACGUGAAGGCGGCCGGUUUCACCUAGCUAAGUACUCGGUAACUUGGCGUUCGGUAAUUUUCCGCAUGUAUUUUGUUUGUGUAAAAUUAUUUAAGAUAUAUGGUAAAAAUUACCAAACAUCGAAUUGCCGGUUACCAAAAUCUAGAGAUCUACGUUCUUUGGUCUUUUAAUGAAAAUUGUUUAGAAUAUGCUAGAUAUUCCAUAAAAAUUACUAAACCUAUACAGAUGACACUAGGUGUAGCAUUAUGUUUCUCAGCAACAAUGGGUAGGAGUUGUUAUGUUUCAGUAAUAUGUUUAUAGACAUUCACAGCUGACCACCUGAUAUCAACAUUAAUUAUAGUACAUAUAGCUUCCUUAAACUACAAAAUAAAUAAUAAUAGAUAUAAACUAGAAGUCAUCGGAAUUAAACAUUCGUAAUAUGAUUGAAAUAAGGGCAAAGCUAGUACGCGCUGAUUCGGCCAUAUACGCUACAGGAGAAAGAGUGGAGUGUCUCAUUGAAUUCACACACAUUGGUUCACCUGGUGGUGAUAACAUCCGCAUGGAAAAUUUAGCUUGGGCCUCGGCGCAGUUACAUUGUUAUCGCAAGACGAGCUACAAUGUUGCAACCAGUGAUAAAGUGAAUGAAUUGGCAGAACUAGUAGGCAAAACAGCAUUGGAUGCUGUAACACAAGCAAGUGGCGACAUCAUAAUUGCUACAAAUCCUAAAAUUUUAUUUUGUGAUUUAAAACUGUCGCCAGGUGAAACCAAAAUAUACUUUUUCAAUGAAAUUUUGCCACGUAACGGACCACCAACAUAUCGAGGGCACGACAUUAAGUAUUUCUACAAAAUUACAAUAGCCACACAACGAGUUAAAUCCAAGGUACAAAUGCUUGCUGUGCCUAUACGUGUUCUACCUAUUCCAAUUAUUGCGCGCCUAGAUGAGAUGCACUGCACUGAAGAAACAAAUGACGAGCUAGCACCCACAAAUCCCUUCCUAGAAAAGCGUGAAAUUUCCGAACUGGAGAUAUCUUGGCAUCAUCUUAAGAAUGUAACUGCCCGUCGGGCACCUAAAUAUUACCGUAUAUCUAACAAGCGUGGAUUUGUCGGACGCUUUUGCCUGUUUAAGUCUUCUUACAAAAUUGGUGAAGACAUUGUUGGAAGUUUGGACUUCAGUAAUUGUAAUGUGCGUUGCGUACAGUUUUCUGUUAAACUACAAUCACAAGAAAUAUCUCUGCAAUCCAACGCCAACCAGACCAGUGGUGACUUAAACGACGCCUCAUCAGUAAAUUCAUUAGACUUGGCAAGUGUUGCAAGCGGUACAGCAAUAGAUAAUCUUCACAAAUCGAAGACAUCGGCUAGUGCGCGCAAUGCAGAAGCUGAAGAACCUGUAGGAAAGGUGAGCACGUUUACCACCAUACACCAAGUUUGCUAUGCCAUGUUGAAGACCUCUGUAAUUAUACCUAUUCCACUGCAUGUAACACCCUCAUUUCGAACUGAUUUGGUGGAGUUACGCUGGCGGUUACAUUUUGAAUUCGUCACAAGCACAAUGAUGGACUUUGGGAAACCCAAUCCAAUUGAAGGUGAACUAAAAGCCCCUGCGGAAAUACCAGUCGAAACCAUGGUGUGGAACUUACCGGUUACUGCAAUAUAUGCGGCUAACCCGCUUCAAAUAUAUUCACCAAGUCAAACACAUAGUCUACUUAUUAAGUAAAUGACUGCAUUAUCUGUGUAUUUUCAAUAUUCAAAGCAUAAUAAAAAAUAAACACAUAUGUAUAUAUGUGCAAAAUGAUGUUAUUCCUCGAAAGUUGUUACAGUGUUUAUCGACCUACCUUUCCCAGUUUUGUAUCUGUUUUAGGAUUAGCAAUUAAAUCUUGAACAGCUACAAUUGUUUCAUUGAUUUUUGUUUGUAACUGGCGUAAACUUUGUAUUUGUAA
Molecule: messenger RNA, 2114 nt
Organism: Rhagoletis zephyria (snowberry fruit fly)
Lineage: Eukaryota; Metazoa; Arthropoda; Insecta; Diptera; Tephritidae
Product: RAB6A-GEF complex partner protein 2
Source: RefSeq, a predicted model, not a curated record